AGACAAUUACAUAUCAUCCUGAUCAGACAAAUAGGAAUUUAAACAAACGAGAUGGAAACAUCGGAGAGCUGUGAUAUCACUAGAGGGCAUGAACACUACCUUUGUCUUAUAUUAUUACUGGAACAAGCUUCACCCAUCACAUUGAAGGCCAUAAUUAAAAGGGAAGAGAAGAAAUGUGGAAAAAGUAUUGGUACUUUGCUAAAUGAGAAUAGAGAUGCGUUUAAAACCCAGUACGAAACAGAGUUUCUUCAAUUAAUUCAAGAGGAUGAUGUCAAUGACGACAUUGAUACGUGGGACACACUUCAAUUAUGUGCUGUGACAUUAGGUUUGUUUAAAUCUGAUCUAACUGAACCAGAAGUUAAAGCCGUUCAAUGUAUAUAUGAUCAGAGGAAAGAUAUUGAACAGUACACCGAAUGUGCCUCCCUAACAUUUAAUACUUACAACGAGAAACAGCAUUUAUUGCAUGAUCAAUUACUCGAAUUGAUAACGCUCAAAGACGACCAAGCCAAUCUCAAUUGUAAACGUAUGAUGUUUUCAUUUUAAUCAAAAUCAAUGAAACUAAGCGAAACACAGAUAGACAAACUAACACAGACAAAUGAUAUCAAAACUCAUCUUAAAAUUGCAAUUGAUGUAGAUAGCGUAACAGAGAAUGAUAUCAUUGGCGAAGAGAACCACCAAAAGCUCCAGACCAAUGGCCAAGUGUUCACUGAAGAACUUCAGAACAAAAUUGUCUACAUCAAUGAUUCAGCUAUUUUGACAUGUAAACUCAACCUUCCAACAGAUGAAAAUGUUGAGUGGAGGAAAAAUUACAAGCCGCUUGAAAAUUCAAACAAUUGUAUGGUCAUGAGCAAGAAUGGCAAUCAUUGGUUAGCGAUUUCCCGUGCAUCAUUGGAAGAUACGGGUCAAUAUACGUGUAUUUGUGGCCAUAUUUCAACUACAGCUGAUCUUACUGUUAUAGAUGAAGCAUUAAGUGUGGUCGUUGAUUUGCCAGCCAAUAUUGAGGUAACUGAGAAUGGAAACAUUGAUAUAGAGUGUAAGGUGAACCUACUUACGAGUAAACCUGUUUGGCGAUACAAAGGGGAAAUUCUACAAUCAUCUGGUAGAAAGGUUAUACAAGCAAAUGGUACUACCCACAAAUUGAUGAUCAUGAAUGUAACACUACACGACGAGGGUGAAUAUACAGUUGACUUUGGGAAUGUCUCAUCUAAAACAACAGUUCAAAUACAAGUGGAAACAGAUCUUAUCCACAGAAAACAGAUAACACAAGAAUUGUACAGAAAUUGGAUUAGAGGGGCUCUAGCGUUAAAAUAUUUAAAAAUAGGUUUAGAGGGUUUUUCCGACAAGGCUGUUCACAAACAACAUAAUGAUCUAAUGGAAAAUCUUGGAAACUCCUGUAACACUUGUACAGAGGCAAGUCUUCUCCCACAUAAACCAGAUCAAUGCCCACAACAAAGAAAACAUCAAUGUUUAUGUACCAAAGAUCAGAAACAGAAGUCAAGACGAAUGUGUCCAAACGGUGGAUUUUGUGGCAACGUUUAUAAUCAAAUAGUUUAUAAACAUCGCUUUCAAGAUCCAUUAUUCACAAAUACAGAUAUCCAAAAAUGGAGCAGUGAUGCAUGGAGUGUUGGUACAUGCUUUGUUAAUACUCCUGGCUACAAAGGCAAGCAAUCAGCUAAAGAGCUCGACUGCUCCGGUUUACUUAGUAUGUGUAUAAACAACACUGAUAUAGAAAAAAUGCUUGGAGGAGUUACCAUCGAUGGGACAAUAGAUGCGUUUGCAAAGGCAAGGGGAGCAAGGAAUGAUAUUCUUCACAAUCCAAACUAUGAACUAUCUGAAAAUCAACUAAACAUGUUUAUCAGAAUGUUCAAAGAAGUACUAGAAAUCAAGGACAAACAUGGUAAUACACCUUUGAAAGGGGAGCCAGGCGUAGAAGAAGCACUGCGUUUACUAGAUAUGGUGCAACAAAAUCAGAUUGAGAUUAACCUUGAACAUGAGAUGAGAGAGCUGAGAGAGCAUGGGAUGUCUAGAUUAGAAGAGAAAUACCAAACAUCAAAACAACAGGCAAAUUUUAUAGCUUAUGCAUUUGAGUAUUGUUAUAACAUGCUUUAACGACCGAUAAAGUGAGGCAACAUUGAUUUUCAACUCUCAUAAAAUGGAUGAUAAAUUCAAAAGGUCUUUGAAAAAUACUGUGAUUCUAAAGCUGUUUCCCUUUAUUGUAUACGAAUCAUUACUGAGAAAAAGAUGUUAACACUUGUCUUUCUGUUAGCCAUCAUGUACACUUGAUAAUAUAGCCUCAUUUAGAUUUCUUAAACUUAAAGAAUACACUGAGGCAAAUAUUACAUUCGAGAGCAAUUGUAAAGAAUAUAAUUUUAAAUGGCAUGAAAUUGUUAUUACGUUAAUAUACUUCGUGGUCAUCAACAGUUCUUACCUUCUGAAUUCUACUUCAGGUAAUCAAAGGUAAUAUUUGGACGGUGGUAUCCAGUGUUCCGUCAAUAUUAUAAUCGGUCUAAGAGAAUUAGGAAUUAAAUGAAAAUGACCAAAAUAAAUAUCAUUAAAAUGAAGUUUCUUCUUCGUCAUGUUUAUGUACGAUAAGCGCAUGAUUCGAAUAAUAUAUAUUAUGUAACACUUUAAACUUUUCUUUCGUCAGCAUGAAUUGAAACUUCAACUGAUAGAGCAACAGAUAAAAGAUAAAGAAAAUGAGCUUAAGCUUAUGCUAAAUCUUAGAUCUGCGGGAAAACAAAAGAGUCCAAAAGGUACAUGAUGAAAAACUACUUAAAACCCUGUGAAUCAAUAAAGUUUUGUUAACAUUGAAAAGCAGACAAAAGGAAAAAAAAUAAGAACAUUAUUGUUAUUUUAUACAUUUACUUGUUUGAGGACUUAAAUAAGAAUGUUACUAAAGUAAGUUGACUGUUGAACUAGCUGUUUGAAAAACAUGUACUUAUAUAUAUAAUUCAUAUUUAAAAUACUAAUUCUCUAACUUUCCGUGUUGUUCUUUUAUAAAAACUGCGCACGUAGGUAUAUAUAAACGUGUUUUACCAGUAUGCACUUUGUUUUUAAUAUGCAUUUCUCAGGGCGCCAUGUUUAACGGAUAUAAAAGGGAAAGCAUGGCGAAACCUGUGUUACAUUUAAAUGAAAAAGUAACGGAACGAAAUGUAACUUAUUUGAGAAAAGCGCUUAUACACAUGCAAUUUGAGUGUGCAUUAAUAUCUGCAUAUUUUGAUGCACGUUAAACCGUGCAUUGAUUCUCUACAUGUAUUAUGUUUUUUUGUUU
Molecule: messenger RNA, 3271 nt
Organism: Ruditapes philippinarum (Manila clam)
Lineage: Eukaryota; Metazoa; Mollusca; Bivalvia; Venerida; Veneridae
Exons: 8
Coding region: 553-2109 (518 amino acids)
Molecular function (GO): zinc ion binding
Source: RefSeq, a predicted model, not a curated record